AUGGAGCGGUCAACUGGUCUCGCCGAGAUCAAACUGGUCUCCAAGUACUAUCCCGUCAACAACUACUCUUACCCACGCGCUGAUGCAGCCCGCUGUCAACGCAAGUCCAUCGUGGGCCGGGGGUCUCUGGACUCGGACUGCUCGAUGCCGGGCAUGGUCGAUGACCAUGGCUCCGAUGUCUCGGCGGAGGAUGACUAUCAGUAUCACGUCUCGGCAGCCGAGCUGUGGGAUUCGUUCUGGCAGGCAUCGGGUACCAGCGAACAGAGGUCCAAGAGGGAUGCUUAUCCUGGCUUUACAGCUCCUCCAGCUCUUCGUCCACAGCUCUCCCAGCCUGAGCCGAGGAUAAGAGAGGAGACGGACACAAACAGCAGUGCCUAUACCGGAAGGACAACACCAGAGUCGCCGCCAUCAUGGCCUCUCCCGUGCAACUCGGCCCAGGACCGGUCAGUCAAGACCAUCACCCCCAAAGCAUCAUACUCGCUCUUCCCGGCUCCCGCCAGGGUGCCCACCAUCCCCGUAUUACCACCGAGGCUAUCUUCUCUCGGUAUGCCACCGCCAUCUUCAAGACCUCACACUCCCACCCGCCGCCGACCCGCAGUCCGCGCCUCUAGCCAUUCCCUCUCCGCUGUGCCCAAGAUGCGGCCGAACCCUAUCGACCUCGGCCACGCAGCAUCGCACCCCUCCUCCGCUCCCGUUUCCCCCAUGCUGGCACUCACCUCCCCGCCUAUCGGCCCACCGCCGUCGGAGCUGCCGCCGCCUCCGAGACGGCCGGCGCUGCGAAACCGCUCAGCUUCCGCUGCAGCUGGUUCUUACCGUCCGCAGCACUUUAUCCCGCCUUCCUUCGUCACCGCUACCUCUGCUCCGCCCACUAUCACCACCUUCAGCGGUGCCGCGGCAUCUUCUACGUCCAGCCUCGCGUCAUCGCGCUCGCCCACUCCGGCGCAGAUGAUUCCCCUGCCACCUAUCUCGCCGCCCAAGGUGUCGGUCUUUGAGGCGGACUCGGAUACCGAGGAGGACGACAGCAACGACAAGAGCUUUGCCCGCCGCAUCGUCAAGGGUCUUGCUCACAAGCGCAGCUUCAGCGACACGCGGCGCACCGCCAAGGGCGACGAGUUUGCCAAGGAGCAGCUGCGCAGGGCGCGCUCCGGCACCAUGGGCGAGACGAGCGAGAUGGAGAAGCGGGCCCGGGACCAGCUCCGCCACCAGCAGCACCAUUUCCUCCAGCUUCACGAACAGCAGGCCAAGCCCAAGCUGAAGAGGCAUGGUAGCGAUGUUUUUGCCAAGUUGAUUGGCCGGAAGAGCCACUGA
Thyridium curvatum is the source of this 1308-nucleotide messenger RNA. RefSeq lists its product as uncharacterized. The coding region runs from base 1 to 1308 and encodes 435 amino acids. The record is from RefSeq and is a predicted model, not a curated record. Lineage: Eukaryota; Fungi; Ascomycota; Sordariomycetes; Thyridiales; Thyridiaceae. The transcript has a single exon.